Messenger RNA from Cryptotermes secundus, 6522 nucleotides. Its product is annotated as CUE domain-containing protein 2. The record is from RefSeq and is a predicted model, not a curated record. NCBI's taxonomy places the organism in Eukaryota, Metazoa, Arthropoda, Insecta, Blattodea, Kalotermitidae.
GUCGUCGACUGUCAACUGCAGUUUGUGUUGUUUACAAUUAUCGGAAAAUUUCUGAAAGUUCUGUGAAUUGUGCAGGGAGACAUACCCGCUUAUCUUUUAUAAAGUCUAGAGUUGUUCCCAAGCAGUGCCAAGUGUGUCGGUUGUUGUCUUAUACCAUAGUAAUUGCUUGAGGUACUGGAAGGAUAAUUUAGAGUUUAUUGAAGUCCGCAGAUAUAACCCCACUUGUUGGACGUCAGAGAAUGAGUCGGUCAACAAUAGCAGAGCAGGAAGCUCUUGUGAAGGAAUCCCUCUUUAAAUUUGUACGAAAACACAUUCCUAGUGCUCAGCUUAGUUCAAUUGACGAGAUUGUGCUGAGCUAUGUGGUAAGCAUCUUGGAAGAUCUGGGCACAGAAGCAAGUGUUGAGGAAGCAUUUGAUGUGGAGGGCUUCUGUGAAAUGAUGGCAGCAUAUUUCCCAGAAUUCUCAGCAAUACACCAUUCAGCUGUAUGUCAGUGGAUGUUUGAACUGGAGGCCAAACUUAGCCAGAAGAAAGGCAAAGGACUCAGGAUACAUUGCAACGCAGGUGCACCUGCUACAGGAGAUGUUUCCAGGGGCAUGCAGCAUUGAAGUGCAACACUGUCUGACGAUUGCAGAGGGAGAUGUGGCCCGUGCAGCCCAGCUAGUGUUGCACAGGCAGGAGGCAGGCCAGAGUCUGUCCUCAAACGCCACAGUUCUACAGCCAAUGGCACAAAGGCAGAAGGCAGUCGUGGAUGAUCAGGAGCUCAAAUCUCGAAUUAUCGCCCGAUACAGCUAUGUAGACAAAGAUGAUGACAUAAGGGAACAUCGUCCUGUUGGGCCUAAGUCUGAACCAAAGAAGCUAGUUAGGUAUCGGGAUAACAAAAUAGUCAGCUUGAAAGGUGAGCGAUUCACAGAGGUGAAGAAGGACGAGGAAGAUGACAUGAAGAAGACAUAUGUGAGCAUUAAAGCAGCGAGGCAGUAUCGCUUCCAUUGAUAUCCAGCGUAGUUAUAUGUACCGCUGCCACCCAAGGGUGGCGUAAUGAUAUUAGAGUUGGAGUGAAACCCAAAUGUAUGAAGAUAUGGCAUGUAGUGCAGUGCAGUGCUGUGGAAAGGAACUUGGAACCAACUGUAUUUAUAGAUAUAGAAGAUAGGUAGUACUUUGAUGUUGGUGUCUGUGCCGUGGGACACUUCAGUAUUGUGAAUAUGUUUUUUUGAAAUCUUUUUUUCCUGCUGUGGUGUACAUACUUGAUGUAAACUCUGUCACGUGUAGAUUGAGUCAGCACGAUUUAGGAUUCUGUUGACAUGGACUGCGUUUUGCAAUGCAGGUAUUAUAUAUUGACUCUCUGUGACAGGCUACAAAUACUUUAAUGGUAGCUAUCACUUUCCUGUAACAGAACCCAUGCUCGGAAGCAUCUCCAGGAUUUUACACUUCACAGAAGGUGAUAAAUACCACACUUUAUGUCUUCUCCUUUGUUAUGUUGUCAGUGCUAGUCCUUUUAACCCACACGAGAGUCAUGCUGUAUUAUGACAGUAUGAUGUUCAGUAUGAGAGCACUAUCUCCAAGAGGCAGUGCCCACAAAUGCACCAUUUAUGUUUGUUCCUUCAUGAACCAUGCAGCUAGUUUUGUUUUGUUCAAAAUGUAGAAGGUUGUGUGGAAACAGUUCCUGUCAGUGUUUACUUCAGGAGCAUAUAGUACCAACCUAAAGACUGUUUCAAAUCAUUAUCAUGUUAGGUCCAUAUGUAAGUCCUUUGACACAUCACCAUUGGCUGGAACUUCACUCGAGACUAUUGAGGAUGCAGCCGGCUUGAGAUUUUCUUGGCAUGGUGUCUCCUUUCCAGAAUUUCUGCCUCAUUUGCUUAUAGUUACCACUAUUGCCAUUGAACAUCAUGGUUGAUAUGAGUGUCACUGAAUGACAAAUCAGUAUGCAAACUGGACUGUAUAAUGUUACAUUGCAAAUCUGUACUUUCUGUGAUUAAAUUUAAGUGGCGACAUAGGCAGCAGCCAGCUGGGUGAAGGCAGAAAAUGCCAUUAGAGAAGUUGAGACUGUGUACAAGGUGAAAUUAUAUUGUGAUCGUCACUAUGCAGUUAGAGGUCUGGUGACUGGUGUCACUCCUUAUUUGAAAGAAAACACUUUAUGAGUUUCUAUGUAGUUAAACUCUUUAAUAUUUCUAUAGAUCUGUCUGAAUGUUUUGUGACCAGGAACCCAGGCUUGUCAUGUCUGAACCAGUGUUAUUAAUUUGUUCCUUUGUACAUUGUGAAUAUUCAUUUCAUAGCUUUUAAUUUGACUGUGAUUUUAAUAGAAUUACUGUGAGACACUCAUCAGCAUUAAGCCAUGCCUAGAUGGUUCUGAUGAUCAUAUGUUACGGUAAACAUUUAUUGUGGACAUUGUCUGUUUUCUAAAGUUUUUUUGAACACAAUAUUUUGGAUCUGUUUCAAUCACCAGUGAUCCAGACUGUGGGAAUUUGAUGAUGUAAACAGAUCCAGUUUCCAAGGCCUUGUGUUUGAAAGGGUCAAGUUGAUUGACACUGCCCGAAAUAACAGUCAUAUUUGUUGUUUCCUGAUCAGUACUGCUUCACUCUGACCAAGGAGGACCUGAUCUUGUGUCUUUCCACAUCAUCCUUUGUUGUGGUGGGUUGGUCAAUGGCCUGGUGUUUUGUUGCUUUGUGGUGUAUGUUGGUGAUUUGGUGUCUGGAGUACCAGAACAUAUUUCCACAAGAUUCACAUAGCACUUUCACUAAAUUAGGAAGCUAAAAUGAUACCUUGUAACAGCUCUGAUGAAACAGUGCUGAAAUGUGUUUGCUAGAUAUACAGUAAGACCUAAUUAAUUCAGACUAAGUGGGAGCAAACCCUUUCCAAAUUAGUGAAAGCCUGAAUUAUAGAAGCGCUACUGAACAUAUUGUCACGUGUCGGGUAUGUCACGCGACAAAUUGUUAUUGUCACUUCUACGUGGAUCGAAUGAUAAGUGAGAAUCAGUGCUCACUCUAACCCUGCUUUAUUAAGACAACCUUUUGAUACAUGAAAAGUGUUUUAUAUGUAUUCACACACAUAACAAUAGAGAAUUUAUGUUUUUACACACAUAACCGUAGUAACACAUAACAAUAGAGAAAUUAGGAACAGCACAUGUAGCACAGUCUAUCAUUGAAAAUUGUUUACUACGCCGUUGUCAACUCUAGCAUUAUAUUUUAACAUUAGAGUGUUGCCAACAUAACACUCUCCCAUAAACAGUUUUGGGAAUUUAAAAAAUACUUAUUCAUUAAUCAAUAUAUAAAAAAAAUAUUAUUAUUUAGAACAUCAUUUGGAAACAUUAUUCUUAGCACAAUCCAAGGGAAUUAAUAAAAGCAGUAUAUUUCCAUACAUUUAAACCUUUCGUGCAACCAUCAGCAACUAAUUGAUUUCCAGGAAUGUAAUGUACUGACAAUUCCUUUGAUUCAACCCACUCUCUUACAAAAUGAACUCUUAUGUCAAUAUGGCUUGUUCGGUCAUUAUUGACGGCUAAAUACAUCACUGAAUCUACAACUUGUUGAUAUGGCACAUCAUCUAGAUUCUCGAUCGAUUUAUUCGAUUUAGGCAACGGUUUCAAUUUGCUAUUUGGUUCUAUUGGAUGACUAACUGGUUUAAUCUCAUUAGGAAUAUUAAAUCUCUUAAGAACAUUGUUCAAAUAUUGAGUUUGGGUCAACUUUAUAGUUUUCUUUGCCCCGUCUCUGUUCACUUCCAUUCCUAGACAUUUCUUAACCAGUCCCAAAUCCUUGACUUUAAAACAUUGUUGCAAUUUUCUUUUUAAAUUCUCAAUUUCGACAUUGUCAUUAUGAAAUAUGAAGAAGUCAUCAACAUACAAUGCUAUAUUAAUUACAGAAUUGCCCUUUUAUUUGGUAUAAAUACAUGGUUCAGAACAAGUUUGCUUGUACCCUAGGCUUUUCAGAACCUCUGUUGCUUUCUUAUUCCAUGACCUAACAGCUUGUUUUAGUCUGUAAACUGAUUUUUUUAACUUACAAACUUUAUUAGACUCCCCCUUAAUAUCAUAUCCUUCAGGAUAUGGGCCCAUAACCCGUUAUUGUCACUUCUACGCUCACACGCUUUACAAUUGUUGGCGUUUCUCUGAUGGUACAUGAUCAUAAGCCGGACGUCUGAAAAUUUUUAUGUGGGAGAGAUCAGUCUUUUCUCAUGUCCAUAUUUCUUCGGGCAAUUGGUUCCUUAGUUUCUUGUCAGGUGAUCUGUUCAAAAGAUAUACGGCUGUUUAUGCUGCUUCAGCCCAGAAUCUUUUGUUUCAGCCGGAAUCAUACAACAUACAUCUUGUUUUUCCACAAUACUGUGAUUAGCUCGUUCGGCAGUUCCAUUUUGUUUUGGAUUAUAUGGCACAGAGAAUUCCCUUUUAACUCCCUUUUGUUUUAGCAUGCCGUUGAAUAAUUUGCCGCAAAAUUCACCACCGUUAUCGGAACGAACAGCUCUUAUAGUCAAUCCAGUUUCUGUCUCAACCAUUCUCAUAAAUUCUUUAAAGGCUUCAUAUGUGUCACCUUUUUGUUUCAAGAAACAAUGAAGAUUUUUCUACUAUGAUCAUCCACAAUAGUCAAAAAAUAUUUAGCAUUCCGAUUAGAGGGUACUUCAAAUAGCCCAACCAGAUCUAAAUGUAAUAGAUUAAGUUUCCCUUUUUGACCAUUUUUUCUUUAACUGUAGGAAAGGCUUCUUUGUCAUCUUGCCUUCCAGGCAUGGAACACAUUUCUUUGUCUGAUCUUGUUCUUGAAAAUCGAUGCCACUAGCUAAACCUUUUUUUUUAGCAACCGCAUGCUAACCCUAUUUAAAUGCCCCAAACGCCUAUGCCACAACAGCUGUUCACCAACUUGCUGGGUACUUGCAACUUGUUCAUUCUUUACAGUAUUAAUACAAGAUUUUUCACAUUUGUCGUUAUUCUGUUUGGUAUUAAUCUUAUCUUUAGUUGCAGUAUUUGCAUAUUGGGUCAAGUUAGCUUUGGUAUUUAAACAAUAAAUCCCAUUUUCAGGAUAUGCUUUGGCAAGAACUUUGCCUGUUACCUCAAAAUUAUCAGAAUCAUAUAAGUUGCAACAGUCUUUGGUGAAUAACACAAUCAUACCCUUAUUUACAAUUGAGUUCACAGAUAACAGAUUUGUAGACAAUUUUGGUACAUGCAGUACAUCUGAGAUAUGGCUAAAAUUGUCAUUCACAAGUUUAACAUCACCAAAACCUGCACCAGUUAACAUGUUAUCAUCAUCAAGACUUAUCUCAUGUUUUAUAAUUUUGCAAAACAGUAUCACUUUUUACUAUUUAUACUUAUCAAUAAUAUGAUCGUGGGCCCAUAACCUCUUAUUGUCACUUCUACGUGGAUUCAGUGAUAAGUGGGUCUAGGAUUUAGUGAACUUUUAUUGGACACUCACUGUUACAUACCUUACAAUUAUUACCACUUGCAGUAUCACAAGUACUGCCUCUACUUCAAUGCGACAUCUCAACUGUCCUUGGCCGUGGCCGGAUCUCGACUGUGUUCAGCGGCGGCUAUCCCAAGACUGUCUCAUUCAUACGUGUCUCAAGCUCUGCUUAUAUAGGCAUUAUGCAGACCAGAUAACAGACACCAUUCCUCAUGAUUCUGUUAUCGCUGUUCCAACAGUCCGUUGUUAUGCAACGAGCACAAGCUCUCUGUUGUUCAUCUCCAGGGAGACCCGUUCGUUGUUUCAGCAUUGUCUACGCAACGGCUCAUUGUCAUUGCGUUACCAUGGAAGUACCUACUCCAAACACGUUACAAUAUGUUCAGGGAAGCUAUAAAAUAGACUUCACGUUUCUUCAGGCAAUACAACUUUAUUUUGAAACUUAGAUUGCAUAUCAUAAAAUAAAUUUACUUGUCAUAAAAUUUAAACAUAUAUCUUUUGAUGUCAGUCUUAAAAACAAUUUAGGUAGCCUGCAUACUUGUUCUUUUUGAGACCAUGUUUAAAAAAAUUAAUUUAUUUUGGUUUGUGUUUCUGUUAUCCCCAAGGAUAUGACACUUGGCUACUCACCUUGAUCUAUUGCCGAGGUGGGGUAUGUGCAACAAUUUUGUCAGUUUGCUGCAGUCAGUAAUUUGAAGAUAAGAAAUUACCUUUUAGGAAGAAGUAUAUACACAAAUAUACAUGAAACCAAAGUGGCACAAGAUCACUUACAAAUUAUGUGAUAGUAAAUAAAAAUUAUCAAAUCAAGUAUGAGGCACUGAGGUAUACAGAGCCAGUGACAUAUGCUCUGGCCAUUAUUUGAUUACAUCUAUAAUCUAGCCCUUAACACAGUUGGAAGUACCAAGAAACAAGACGCAAAGAAGGCUGGACACUGAAGUGUACAAAAUUAAGUUACUUCAAGAACCAAGUAUCAAAAGAUUAUAUCAGUCACAAGUAAGCAGUUAUGAAAGGGAAAUACUAGGAGGCAAGUAUAGUGUGUAUAAAACAGCCUUAUAAUACAGCUGUUUAGUUGUAUAAUCUUGUUUUUGCAGCCUAAUUAAUGUGUUAUAUGUGUUUACAACAGGUUUUGGUUAUAUAGGGCCAUCAUCAGAUAUGUGUC